AGAGAGAGAAAUCCAAAGGGAAAAAAAGGAGCUAAAUAGAGAGAGAGAGAGAGAGAGAGUGACUGAUCUUAAAAAAUGGAGGGAGUAGAAGGACAAGGUUCAGGACCACCGGCGGCGAGUCGUUACACUCUACAACCAACUCGAUUAGCAAGCGAAGACAUACUGUUCUGUGUAGAUGUGGACAACGAAUCACUUGUUGAAAUGAAAGUUUCGGCUGCCGGCGGCCGACCGUACACCAGGUUAGACUCGAUUAAACAGGCAAUCCUUCUCUUCGUCAACGCCAAGCUCACUAUUAACCCAGAUCAUCGUUUCGCUUUUGCGGCUCUUGGCAAAUCCGCUUCUUGGGUUCGGAAAGAGUUUACUAGUGACAUUGACUCAGUAGUUUCUGCAUGUCGGGGUAUUGCAGUAGAUUCACCUUGUGGCCAUGCAGACCUUACUCAACUAUUUCGGGUGGCAGCUCAUGAAGCGAAAAAGUCACGUGCACAAAAUCGGAUACUCAGGGUGAUACUUCUAUAUUGUAGGUCAUCUAUACCACCACAGCAUCAAUGGCCUGCUACCCAAAAGCUCUUCACUUUGGACGUAGUUUACCUUCAUGACAAGCCCGGACCUGACAAUUGCCCUCAAAAGGUGUAUGAUGCCCUUGUUGAGGCCCUGGAACAUGUCAGUGAAUACGAGGGUUACAUAUUUGAGAGUGGUCAGGGGCUUACUCGUGUCCUAUUUCGUCAUAUGUGUACGCUUCUUUCCCACCCUCAGCAACGUUGCGUGCAAGAUGACCUUGACAUCCCCAAGUCCCUUACAAAGAAGUCAGCUACCUCUGACUCGGCACCAGCUGAAGAAAAUGCUGUUGUCGUCUCUAGCCAAUGAGAUUAUCUAGCCUAUGAGAUCAUAAACAGUUGACAAAUCAAACCAACUCUCCCUGGUUUCGUGUUUUAGUGUUCUAUGGGGACUAAUGUGGAUAGGUAAUCUGGUCAGAGCAUGUAACCCCCUACCCCCACCCCACCCCAACCCUCUCCCUUUCCACCUCUUUUUUCCUGUAUAGUAAUAUUUUUGUUGCCAGUCUUAAAUCAGUCUAUGAAUACAAACGGAUCAGUGUUGAUGAGCUGUGUCUUCUUUUUUCCAUUGCAAAA
Molecule: messenger RNA, 1127 nt
Organism: Solanum dulcamara
Lineage: Eukaryota; Viridiplantae; Streptophyta; Magnoliopsida; Solanales; Solanaceae
Exons: 3
Coding region: 76-864 (262 amino acids)
Biological process (GO): positive regulation of DNA repair
Cellular component (GO): BRCA1-A complex; BRISC complex
Source: RefSeq, a predicted model, not a curated record